CCCAGCUGCACACCUCUGGCCAUGACCAGCCUCCCGUCGACCUACUCGCGCUACGUCCUGCGCGGCACCGGCUCGUUCGACGUCCUCAAGUUCGAGGAGGGCCUCUCGCUCCCCUCGCCUCGCCUCGGCGAGGUCCUCGUGCGCGUCAAGGCCGUCAGCCUCAACAACCGGGACCUUCAGAUUGCCAAAGGCGUCUACCCAGGCGCGCAGGACAACAUCAUCCCCUGCUCGGACAUGUCGGGCGAGGUCGUCCAGGUCGGCGACGAGGUCACCAAGUGGACCGUGGGCGACAAGAUCAUGGCGACGUUCACUCUCGGCCUCGAGCGAGGUCAAGUCGACGACCCGGCCAUGUUCGCGAGCAUGCUCGGCGGCGGCUGUGACGGCACCCUGACCCAGUACCGCCUCUUCAAGGCGACCGACCUCGUCACCAUGCCGUCCAACCUGUCGUUCGACGAGGCGGCGACCCUCCCGUGCGCGCCGACGACCGUCUACAACGCCCUGUUCAGCGGGCCGCAGCCGAUCAAGCCCGGCAUGACCGUCGUCCUGCAGGGCACCGGCGGCGUGUCGGUCAUGGGCGCGCAGCUCGUCGUCGCGGCGGGCGGCACCGCCAUCAUUACGUCGUCCUCGGACGCAAAGCUGGAGCGCGUGCGCCAGCACAUCCACGACUCGCACAACCACGGCGGCGCAGGUCGCCUGCACACGAUCAACUACAAGACGACGCCCGACUGGGACAAGGAGGUGCUCAAGCUCACCAAGAACGGCCGCGGGGCAGACAAGGUCGUCGAGAUUGGGGGCGCAGGUACUCUCGAGAAGAGCCUGAACGCGCUGCGGCAAGGCGGCGAGAUUGACGACAUCGGCUACCUCGCCGGCGGGAGUGCGCCCGACAUCUCUCGCCUCGUCCUCCUCAAGAGUGCGCUCCUGCGAGGCAUCCUCAUCGGCUCGCGUCGCCACCUCGAGGAGCUGAGCGACUUUGUCGAGACGGCCAAGAUCCAGCCCAUGAUCGACCGCGUCUUUGCCUUCCACGAGGCCAAGGAGGCCUACCAGUUCUUGAGCGAGGCGACGCUCGUCGGCAAGGUCGUCAUUCGCGUCGCGUAGAACGAGCUCGAGCGAGCGGCAGGCGAUUGUGAAAUAGACUUUGUUCGACGACGUUU
This is a messenger RNA of Rhodotorula graminis WP1, 1151 nucleotides long. RefSeq lists its product as uncharacterized. The record is from RefSeq and is a predicted model, not a curated record. The transcript has 6 exons. Lineage: Eukaryota; Fungi; Basidiomycota; Microbotryomycetes; Sporidiobolales; Sporidiobolaceae. Gene Ontology annotation, molecular function: oxidoreductase activity. The coding region runs from base 22 to 1095 and encodes 357 amino acids.